Molecule: messenger RNA, 1275 nt
Organism: Lizanozyma spartinae
Lineage: Eukaryota; Fungi; Ascomycota; Pichiomycetes; Serinales; Debaryomycetaceae
Gene: RMT2
Product: protein-arginine N5-methyltransferase
Exons: 1
Coding region: 1-1275 (424 amino acids)
Biological process (GO): peptidyl-arginine methylation
Cellular component (GO): nucleus; cytoplasm
Molecular function (GO): protein arginine N5-methyltransferase activity
Source: RefSeq, a predicted model, not a curated record
AUGAGUGAUCUCCACGAUCUUUGCCAUUUCACUGAACGUCCCAUUACGAAGUCGUAUAUUACUACUCUUCGUCAGUACUUAAAACUGGGGAUUCCUCUGACAUAUACCGUUGAAGAAGCAUACAACUACACCAAGGGCAUUGAAACAGAUCCAACAUCUACUACUACACCUUUACAUCUUGUGUGCCGACACUAUCCUGAAGAUGCUACUGAUGAUGAAAUAAAGAUUGUGGAAGAGUUUGUUUCAGUGUUACUUGAGUACGGUGCAGGAUGGUGUCUUGUUGACGACAAAGGUGACACUCCAGGAUGUACGUUAGUCAAACGUGAACUUAGAAACAGCCCUAUUUAUAGACAAAUUGUGGAAAGUGGUGUAAGAGCUGAAUUACUAUUGCGUAAGGUGGAAGAGUAUCAGGUUGAAUUCAUAGAAGAAGAUCAAAUAGAAAGUCAAACAAAUGAAACCCAACCAGAGGAACCAGAAGAGCAUAUAGAAACAGAAGCUAAAGAUCAAGAGGCUUCCACUUCGAAGUAUUCUGAAAAGCCAGAUGCAGCCUGUGAUCAACAAACGUAUCUUUCAACGAAACUCGAGUAUACUGACGAUGCUCUUCUCACAAAAGAUGCCAAAGAUGGAGUCAUGAUGGAUUGGGAAACUGAUUUAAUGCAUUUAGGAGCCCAAUCACUUUUCAAAGGAGGAAAGCUCCUGGACAGCGAGAGUGAGCUUGAUUCAGAAAUAAAUGUUCUCAAUAUUGGUUUUGGAAUGGGAAUUAUUGAUACCAAAAUUCAAGAACUAGCUGCACAAAGUCCAUCAACUGUUACUCAUUAUAUUUGCGAAGCUCACCCUGAUGUGCUUUUAAAGAUGCGCAAAGAUGGAUGGUACGAUAAACCCAACGUGGUUGUUCUUGAGGGCCGUUGGCAGGACCAAUUGGAUGACAUUCUUCAAAAAGGUGGAGUGUUUUUCAACGGGAUCUAUUAUGAUACAUUUUCAGAGCAUUAUGAAGAUAUGUUGGAACUAUUUGAUUAUGUUGUCGGACUUUUAAAGCCUCAUGGAGUAUUUUCAUUUUUCAAUGGUCUUGGUGCUGAUAGAUGGGUAGUGUACGACGUUUAUCGUAAGUUGGUUGAAUUAGACUUGUCUAAUUAUGGACUCUCAUGUGUUUACACAGAUGUCAAUAUCCCCAACCAUACUAAAAAGGAAGAUGGAUCUGUUUGGGAUGAUGUCAAAAGAUCGUAUUUUGAAUGCCCUGUUUACUAUCAUCCUGAAAUCCGUUUUAUAGAUAUAUAA